CUCCUCACAUAUCCAUGUAUACACAUCUACACUACUAUAAAAAGGCCAAGCCAUGAUGAGAUUCUUCGACUGCAGCCAUGAAUCUCGCAUCCAUUCUGCUCCUCAUCACCCUCUCUCUCUACAUUCUCACAGCAGAAUCUGCAGAUCCUGCUGCAAAUCUCUGCAACAAUGACAGCAAAGCCAAUGGCACCAUAUCAAGAAACAUAGACACCUUACUGCCUAAACUAGUCUCCGGCACCAUCCAGAAUGGCUUCAUCGCCACCUCCUACGGCGGAGUCUACGGGCUCGCCCAAUGCAGAGGCGACGUCAGCAGCAGCGACUGCUCCUCGUGCAUCCAAGAUGCUGCAAAGGAGAUCAGAACUCUGUGUCCCAACCAAGCAGAUGCAAGAAUCUGGUAUGACUACUGCUUUCUGAGGUACAGCACCCAGAAAUUCUUCGGAGGAGUUGAUACCUGGGGAGUUUACUUGUACAACACGCAGAAUGUGAGUGAUCCCGAGGUUUUCAACAAGAAGUUGGCCUCGUUGAUGGAUGUGAUCAGCAAAGAGGCGGUUAGGACAUCGAGCAGGGGGCUGGGGCGAGGGAAGACCGAUGUUUCUGAGUUCGUUAGGCUUUACGCGUUGGUGCAGUGUACCAGAGACCUCUCUCAGAUCAACUGUGCUCAGUGUUUGGCCAUUGCUGUCAGCAAUUUCGCCACAUUUUGUGAUAAUAAGAGAGGCUGUCGCGUGCUUUACAGCAGCUGCUACGUUAGAUACGAGCUCUAUCCCUUCUUCUUCCCUCUUGAUUCUCAUGAAUCCUUGAAUUCGAGUUCUCAUCAGGACAAGUAUGAGAGGGUCAUGGCUGUCAAGAAUUGAUGUUGUAAUGUGUCUUUGUUGGGGCAGUUUGCACUUCAUCUUCUUGAAAUUUAGUGAUCAUAUUUUGAGUAAUGUUGUAUGUAAAAUAAUCUAGAAAUGUACUAGUAAUAAAUAAUUUGAGUGAUGUUGUAUUUCA
Messenger RNA from Salvia miltiorrhiza (redroot sage), 987 nucleotides. Its product is annotated as cysteine-rich repeat secretory protein 55-like. The coding region runs from base 78 to 851 and encodes 257 amino acids. The record is from RefSeq and is a predicted model, not a curated record. Lineage: Eukaryota; Viridiplantae; Streptophyta; Magnoliopsida; Lamiales; Lamiaceae. The transcript has a single exon.